This is a messenger RNA of Strigops habroptila (Kakapo), 1230 nucleotides long. Its product is annotated as putative protein TPRXL. The record is from RefSeq and is a predicted model, not a curated record. The coding region runs from base 280 to 1212 and encodes 310 amino acids. NCBI's taxonomy places the organism in Eukaryota, Metazoa, Chordata, Aves, Psittaciformes, Psittacidae. The transcript is spliced from 3 exons.
UCUGCUCCUCCCCUUGUGCAAACAGGGUGAAGCAGAUAAGGGCACUGCCCAGGAAAUGCUGCCGUGUCCCACGUGGCCUCGGCUCCAAGGGUGUCCGGUGCGUGCCACCAGGGCCCGGCUGGCACAUGUCCCUGUGCCGUGGUACAUGUCUACCACUGCCACAUGUUUGUCCCCAGUGACGCUGUGCCUGUGCCAUGAUGGCUUGGGUCAAGGUUCUUCCUGACCCAGGGUUUCUGGGAUCUGAUAUUGGCCAAAUCCCGGUUUUCUGGUCCUCUGUGUAUGGUAAAACCAGCUGAAAAAUUAGCACCAGGAGCCGGGGCUGGUGCCAUCGCCCCGCACGAGGCCUGGUCUGCCCCUGCUGUGUCUUUGCUGACCAGGUCUCUCCUCCAUGCUCUAGGUACAGCACAUGGGGCAGAAGCAUCAUCGUCUCCAUCCAGUUCAGUCACAGCCACCAGCCUGGGGACACCCGAUGUGUCUCCGUCUGGCUCUGACAUGGGGACGGCUGAUGUGUCUCCAUCCAGCAAUGCAGCAGCGUCUACAACACCUCCUCCCAGCCCAGACACCACAGUGUCCCCAUCCAGGACACCAGCCUCGACGGUGCUUAAUACACCUUCGUCUGACACAGCUGCGACAUCAGAUCCAGCAGAACCUACAUCUUCAUCCGACCCAGCCACGGCAUCAUCUCUCUCUGGGAUAACAGGAUCACCAGGAUCUCUGACAAGCCCAUCCGACACGACCACGGCACCAUCUACAUCCAGGACACCGGGCUCGGUGGAAGCAACAUCUCCAUCCGACGCAACCACGGCACCGUCUUCAUCGCACCCGGCCGUGUCCAGCUCUUCGGCCACAGGACAUCCCUCCAGCUCCACGGCAGCACCAGCCCCAUCCUCACCUGGCUCCUCUGAGCCCUCUCCUGCUGCCAGCUCACCCACAGUGAGCCCCGGUUCCAGCAGCACCUUGGCCACCAGCGCCAGAACGACACCGGCCAUCGGCACCAGCGCCGUGGUUGACAGUUUGGCGCAAUCCCCCACCAAGCCCAGUCCUGCCGUGGUCGCCAUCAUCUGCCUCUUUGUCUGCGUGCUGGUGGGGGGAGCAGCGGUGCUGCUGGUGCGGCUGGGCCGGCGCAGGACCCCCGGCUUCCAACACUUGGACGAGGUGCCCAUGAGCAACCCAGGUGACCCCCGGCCGCGGUUCCCCCACGCUGCUGAAUAAAGAAGCUGCUGCCUUGGC